Brassicogethes aeneus is the source of this 2507-nucleotide messenger RNA. NCBI's taxonomy places the organism in Eukaryota, Metazoa, Arthropoda, Insecta, Coleoptera, Nitidulidae. The record is from the annotation of a GenBank genome assembly.
GUCAGCGUUGAUUAUUCGAGGUUAUGUUGACUUAACCUGCAAAUUUACUUGUCAAUGCUAUAUGUUUACACGUGUGGAGUGAAAAAAUUGUAAAUACAUAGGUUUUUGUGUGGAAUAUGGGUAAGACGGAUAAAAACCUUAAACGUAAAGUAGAAGAAGCAAGUAAUUCUAAAGAAAUAGAAGAAGAAAAAGGUUCUGACUCUGAAGAAGAGGACUUUUUGACCACUUUAAACGGCGACGAAGACAGCAGCGAUUCUGACAGAGAAAUCGAAGACAGCGAAGAUGAUAAUAACGAACUUGUUGAAGACGAAGGUGAAGAAAAUAAUGACAGCAUAUCGGGAGAAGAUUCUGAAGCUUCAGACGAACUUGAAGACGAAGAGGAAGAUGAAAGCGACGAGGAGGACGACUCUAGUGGUGGCGAGGAAGAAGAAGAACCCCUUUCUGAAGAAUCAGAAGAAGAAACCAGCGAAAAAGAAGAUGAGUCACCAAAAUCAAUCAACAAGCUGUCUGAAUCUUCAAAACUUGAUAAAAACGCGUUAAGUAGAAGUAAAACUGACGAAUAUGCUGACAACGAUACUUCAGAUGAAGAAGAUAUAAGAAAUACUGUAGGUAAUAUACCUAAAAACUGGUACGAUGAUUACAAACACUUAGGUUACGAUUGGGAUGGAAAAAGGAUUAUUAAACCCGAACAAGGCGACCAACUGGACGCUUUCUUGAAAAAAAUGGAGGAUCCGGACUUCUGGAGAACAGUUAAGGAUCCACAAACAGGUCAAAAUGUAGUUUUAAGUGAUGAGGAUAUACAACUUAUUCGUAGAAUAAGAGGACAGAAAAUACCUGAUGUCAACUUUGAAGAAUAUGCUCCUUGGAUUGAGUGGUUUACGUCGAAAGUGGAGCAAAUGCCGAUACGGAAAUUCCCGGAGCAUAAAAGAUCGUUUUUGCCCAGCAAAUCGGAGGCUCAAAAGGUUUCCAAGUUGGUUCAUGCUUUGAAAAUGGGUUGGAUUAAAACCAGGGAGGAACAGGCAAAGUUGAGGGCGAAGAAGGAGCCUCAGUUUUAUAUGCUGUGGCAAACCGACGAUCAGACUGAAGAGAUGAGGAGGAUACACAAGCAUAUUUCAGCACCGAAGCGCCUUCUACCGGGCCACGCGGAAAGCUACAACCCGCCGCCGGAAUACCUCUUCGACGCGAAAGAACUCAAGCUGUGGAACAAACUGAAAAACGCGCCGUGGAAGCGCAAGCUGCACUUCAUCCCCCAAAAAAUCGACAGCCUCCGCAAAGUGCCCGCCUACCCCCGCUUCAUAAAGGAGCGCUUCCUGCGGUGCCUGGACCUCUACCUGUGCCCCAGGGCGAUCAAAAUGAAGCUGAACAUCGAGCCCGAGUCUUUGGUGCCGAAGUUGCCGAGCCCUAGAGACUUGCAGCCCUUCCCCACGGUCAUGUCUCUGGAGUACAAGGGCCACACGGACAUGGUGCGGUGCAUAAGCACCGAAAAAACCGGUCAGUACCUGCUCAGCGGUUCCGACGACGGUACCGUCAAAAUAUGGGAGGUCAACACCGCGAGGUGUUUGAAAACUAUCAAGAUAGAGGGCGUUGUUAGAUCUGUGGAGUGGUGCCCCAACCAGGCCCUGUCCCUGGUUCUCGUCGCCUCCGAUAACGACGUCUACCUGAUAAACCCCCACGUGGGCGACACUCUGAUCUCGCAGAAAACCGACGCGGUUCUCUCGGAAGUGCCGAAGUCCGACCACAUAAUCCCGGAGCGCAUCAGAACCUGCGUUCAGUGGUUGGAGCCGACGCAAGAGCUCUACGAGAGAGGCGUCAGGCUUCAUCUGAAGCACUUCAAGGAGGUCACGCAGGUUACCUGGCACGGCAAGGGCGAUUAUUUCGCUACGGUGAUGCCGGACGGCGCCAACAGGUCGGUGCUGAUCAGCCAGGUUUCCAGGCGGAGGAGUCAGUUGCCGUUCGCCAAGGCCAAGGGCUUGAUACAAUGCGUGCUAUUCCAUCCCACAAAACCAUGCCUGUUUGUUGCAACGCAGCGUCACAUCAGAAUCUACGAUCUGGUAAAGCAAAACCUAAUAAAAAAACUGAUGACCAACUCCAAAUGGAUAUCAACGAUGGCGAUCCACCCGUUGGGGGAUAAUUUACUUGUAGGAACUUACGACAGAAAAAUGCUUUGGUUCGAUUUGGACUUAAGUACAAAGCCAUACCAAACUUUGAGACUUCAUGGUACAGCAGUUCGUGGCGUAGCUUUUCAUAAGAGAUAUCCUUUGUUUGCAUCUGGCUCCGACGAUAGGAGUCUUAUUAUAUCACAUGGAAUGGUCUAUAACGAUUUACUCCAAAAUCCUUUGAUAGUACCUCUAAAACGGCUCCAAGAUCACGAUUCAUUCAACGAUUUUGGUAUUUUCGGGGUCCAUUUCCACCCCCUACAACCCUGGGUGUUUACUUCGGGCGCUGAUAGCACUAUUAAAUUGUAUUCUAAUUAAUUUUUGUUAAUAAAUAAUGAAUAUUUCUAUUAA